AUGCUCCAUGAGAUACUCCUCGCCUUGUCGGGUCAUAGCUCUCCCCUGUUUGAUCAAGAAGAAGGCAGCUCUUCCAAAGACGGUGUUCCGUUCCUCUCCCCCGCUGAGCACGCCCUGCUCCAGCCUAUAGCGGAACUAUGUCGCCUUCACACGCUGCUGCGCAAACAUACAUUGCAGAUUUCCUCAUCGCACCCUUCCACAAUAUGUCGGGCAGUGUCAACCAAUAUCUCCACGGACCAAUUGGGCAAGUUCCAGAAACAAAUAUUGGAGGUCGAGACAGCAGUCCUGGCCAAUGACGCUCGGUAUGUUGGUGGUCAUGGGAUUGUACCAUUAUCAACAAUUCGCUCGGAAUUUCUGCCAUGGGUGGGGAGGCUACGAUGGCUGUGGCAGAUCGUACGGUUCAUGUCUCCGAUUUCGGGUGAGGAGAAAGGGAUCUGCACUGGAGCCAGCUUGAUUGAUCACCUUCGAAAUGAGUCGCAUACUGGAUAUUUGGAUCUCGAGGGAAUGGCACUUCAACUGAUAAAUGCCGGAGAAAUAGCGUUUAUUCGCCAACUCUCAAUGUUCGUCCUGUACGGCCAGUUGCCCUCAUUUGGCCGUGAAGAUUUCUUUAUCCAAGAGGAUCCGUCGACGGUUGACGAAAAACGAAAAGGUGCGGCCGACUUUACAAUACGAGCAGAUCUAAUGCCAAAUUUUGUGUCUUCGUCCACUGCCAACUCAAUCUUAUUCGUCGGCAAAUCCUUGAAUCAUAUACGAGCUCAAGGAAAGUUUUCUGCUGGCGACGAAUCAAUAGCAUCGCUAUCCAAGCUGACCCUGCACGGAAACUAUCUCGAUCAUCUCUCUGCUCUUUCUUCACCGAUAACCCCUGUUGGCCUUAGUGGUGCAAUAUCCAAAAUAAGGGUUUGCCUAUCACAGACUGCCUUGUCACAACUUCUGCCACUACCAAAAAUAGUAGAAAUCCUUUCCUUGUUGCACGAUUUCCUUCUGUUGGGACGUGGCGAAUUCGCUAUGGGAUUGGUGACAUUUGCAGAUAACCUUUCCAGAGGGAGGCAUCGGAGGGCUGAUCCAUUGGGAUUGGGGAAAGAUAGUACCAAUCUGUUAGAGAACCUCACCGUUAAGGAAGGCGAAGUGACUGCAGUUUUGUCUCAAACUUGGUCUGAGCUGUAUUCCUUGCAGAAUGAAGAAGAUCCUGUUGAUGAUGAACUUGACCUAGCCAGAGAGAUUCUGCACCUUUCCAUCAAGGGCAAGUCCGGUACCAAACGGGCUUCUGCGAAAGAAGCGGCCGUUAGUAGCCCAAUAAUUGAUAUUUCUGACGUACCUUUCAACGAUUUACUGUUUGGCACUCCCACAACGUUGUCUUUAAAUGUCCAACCACCGCUAGAUCUCUUUCUCUCCCAGGCUGAUAUGGGAUUAUACUCGAAAGUCCAUUCUUACCUACUUGCCAUUCGUCGAGGCCAAAUUCACUUGAGCAAUCUAUGGAAAUUGUCAUCUCUUCGAAGAACUUAUCCGGCCCCUCCUCUAGCGAACAAACGUGGAGGCCAGGCAAGAUGUCAAUCAAACCGGGAACGUGCUCUUACCCGAGCUGCUGCAAUUAGACCUGUCUGGAUCACGGCAAGCAGAGCACUUUUUAUUCUGUCAGAGCUUACAGGCUAUAUGCACGGGGAGGUUAUAUCGAACUCGUGGCAACAUUUGAAGCAAUGGCUUGACGAACUUCGACCAGUAUCCAUGCGUGACUCGCGACCAGGAACGGCAGCCUCCGCAGCUUCCCAGCGCGAAAUUUCGGGCUGCAACCUUUCAGCCAGAGAAUCAAGCUUUCCGCAGCAUGACCCAGAAACGAUCACAGCAGCCCACCGUGCGCACUUGGAUAUCUAUUAUCAAUUCGUAUUCCUAACAGAUGUACCAUUUACUCGAACACUUCGCACUCUCUUAAACGCCAUUGACCAUUUCAUCGCCAUGAUCCUCCGUCUCGAGACGGUACAGCAAAACCUAGACCUGGAAACCGACGAGGGCGUCGUGGAUUCCCUAGCCGACUACGCUGCGGAAGACAAGAGAAUAAUGCAUGACCUACGCCUAGCAAGGGUUGAGGUCGACAAUAACGUGUCGGAUCUCAUUUCCCGACUGCGGGAUAUUGACGAUAAUCGUCUUGGAGAUGGCAAGCGACCGUUUGACCUGGGUCAAAUUAAUGUUGUUGCUAGUAAUAUAAAUGGAGAUGGGAGCAUAAACAUGUUUGGCGAGGGCGCCAGUGCAUUCGUACCUUGGAAACCCGCUGGGGUGGAUCAAUUGCUGAUGAAGUUGGACUUUUUCAGUUCAAGCCAGAAAAGCGAUGUCGACGGAUUUGAAUUCGAGGCCCCGUUAACUUGA
Molecule: messenger RNA, 2358 nt
Organism: Histoplasma mississippiense
Lineage: Eukaryota; Fungi; Ascomycota; Eurotiomycetes; Onygenales; Ajellomycetaceae
Exons: 2
Coding region: 1-2358 (785 amino acids)
Biological process (GO): mitotic cell cycle; meiotic cell cycle; cytoplasmic microtubule organization
Cellular component (GO): equatorial microtubule organizing center; spindle pole; gamma-tubulin complex
Molecular function (GO): gamma-tubulin binding; microtubule minus-end binding
Source: RefSeq, a predicted model, not a curated record